CGUGACGUGACCGCGAGACACCACCGACCGCCGCCACGCCACGACGCGCGCUGCCAACCGGUGACGGGAAGGAGCGCGAUAUCACCCUUUGUUCUUCGCGUAGAGCGAGAGUGCGUGGACCCCAUACGACGACGUACGCGAAUAUAAUUUCCCUUCCGAGUCAAGGUGAGUGAGACAGGACAAUAAAUAUGUCAGACGACAAUUCGCCUGUGGUGGAGGAGCAAAAAAAGAAAAGAGGAAGACCAUCCAAGACGGAUAAGAACGCUGUUAAAGAACCCAAAAAGAGAGGGAGGCCCGCCGCGGAAAAAAAUAACGCGGUACGCCCCGCGAAAUCUGAUAACGAGGAUGACGCACCACCUGGUCCCGUUAAAAAGGGUAGAGGUAGACCUAAAGGUUCCCACAAGAAGAAGCAAGGACCACCAAAAGGCACAACUACUUCGCCACGCGGUCGCGGUAGACCGAAAAAGACAGAAGAGAAACCCGAGCUAACUGGUGAGGAUGAAGACGAGCAAGAAGAAGAGGAGGAGGAAGAGGAGAAUUGAAGCAUCCGGAGAUGCAAUAGGGGAGGACGAAACUAACACAGCUGAUUUAUCCUUCCAAGAUCUUUAAAUAGAAAAUCAAAUUGCGUUCAAUCAUUUCAAGGUUCACUUUUCUUAUUUUAACCUCGGAAAUUUUGAACUAAUAUUGAAGUGCUGGACAUUGUCUUCACCGAUUUUUGGAAUUUUUUUUACAAAUUCCAAUUUGCGAUGCACAUUGCCACACUCGCGGACAAAUUCAAAAAGAAACGUUGGAUACAAAAGUUGUGUUAUAAAUUUAUUAAGUUCUUUAUAUUUACUUGACAUCACUAUUAAUCAUUAAAUGAAAUCAUACUUUUAAGUGCUAAGACAUAAAUGUGUAACCUUCUUUAACAGUAAAAAAGACUGGAUUAAAAUGCAGAUCUCGAAACAGUUUUUUAAUUUGCCCGAGAAGUGAGGUUUAAUAAUUUCUUUUUCUAAGAAACACGCAGUAUAGAGAGUAUUGUGUCACAUAUUUGCUACCUCCUUUUCUCCUUCAUAUGCAUAUUACAAUUUCACAAAGCCAAAAAAAGGAAAGAAUUACAUACCAAUUGAAUAUUGUAAGAGAUAGAGAAAGAUAAAAAAUACUUCUUGUAUGUAACAUAUGCAGGGACUAUUCUUUUCUAAUUAAUACUAAUAACUACAUCAUCUUAAUGAAUGUAUAUUACUGUCGUUUUGAGGCAAGCAUAUGUGUGAAUGUCAAAUUUGUAUUAAAGUAAAUAAACUCGAAGUACUCUUAUU
Messenger RNA from Pogonomyrmex barbatus (red harvester ant), 1295 nucleotides. It is a transcript of the gene D1, whose product is annotated as D1 chromosomal protein. Lineage: Eukaryota; Metazoa; Arthropoda; Insecta; Hymenoptera; Formicidae. The record is from RefSeq and is a predicted model, not a curated record. Gene Ontology annotation, molecular function: DNA binding.